Molecule: messenger RNA, 704 nt
Organism: Aspergillus welwitschiae
Lineage: Eukaryota; Fungi; Ascomycota; Eurotiomycetes; Eurotiales; Aspergillaceae
Product: ACT domain-containing protein
Exons: 1
Coding region: 173-601 (142 amino acids)
Source: RefSeq, a predicted model, not a curated record
UCCGCACUUAAUAACUCUCCAUUCCAAAUUAAGUUUAGCCUAUUUCCAAAUAAACUCAUCACCAUCACCACAACUAAUAUUAAUGUCUACUUACACCAACCAACAAUCCCAUCAACUCCCAAAAAAACCCCUACCUAAUCCCAUACCACCAACUUAAAAAGCCCCAACCAAAAUGUCCCCCACCCCUGGCGAAUCCAACCUCCAAACCCUCCUGUCCUCCCUCUCACCAAUCCUCCACCCGGACCUCUUCGUCUUCCUCACCGUCCCCCACACCAGCAUCUCCCAAGCAGGUCCAGAUCUCCACACUUUGCAACCCCAACUCCUCUUCCAGGAAGCAGAAGGCACCACGUACAUUGUGACUCGCGAGCGUGCCGAAGCGCACGGCUUCACCAACUAUGUCUUCCCCUGUCGCAUGAUUACUAUCAGCGUGCAUUCUAGUCUUGAGGCGGUGGGGCUGAUGGCUGCUAUUAGCGCCAGUCUCAAGGAGGCCGGCGUGAGCGCGAAUGUGGUCAGUGGGUUCUAUCAUGAUCAUGUUUUUGUUCCCGAGGGGAAAGAGGAGGUUGCCUUGAGGGCGUUGCGGGAGUUGGCGGCAGGGAAUUAACUGAUUGAUGAAUUGGGUUUGUGUGUAUAGGAGACGUUGUUUGUAGUGGUUAUUGAUUGAUUUAGUUUGUUGGCUAUUACUGGAGUGGAUGGUGAAAUCGAAA